Messenger RNA from Rotaria sp. Silwood2, 624 nucleotides. NCBI's taxonomy places the organism in Eukaryota, Metazoa, Rotifera, Eurotatoria, Philodinida, Philodinidae. The record is from the annotation of a GenBank genome assembly.
AUGAAUAUUAAUUCGUGGCAAUUAAAUGAUUAUCUCAAUCGUUUUCUAUUUAUUUCAACAAAUUCAACAUUUAUUAAAUCAACAAAUGAAACUCAUCUUUGUUUAUUAGAAUGUUCUUUUGAAUUAUCUAACUCAGAAAACCUUCAUCAAAUAUCAUUUCAUCGACCAACACAUCUUGAUUUUUCAAUACAAUUUACAAAUGGAACGUCACUUAUUAUUCCACGCACGCAUGUGUCUUUAUAUCAUUGUGAACGUAUGGCAUUAAAUUGUACAUCAUGUUUACAACUUGAUCCAUCUUUUGGUUGUAUUUGGUGUAAUAAUAUGUGUACGUUUAAGAGCCAAACAACAAUAAGUCAAUUCAUAUGUCCAAAUAGUCAAGAAUGUUUAUCACCUAUGAUAGAAACGAUUGAACCAUUAUUACUACCAAUGAAUGGAGGAAUAUUAGUGACAAUUAAAGGAAAUCAUUUUGAUUUAUUUAAUUUAUCUAUUUAUUUAGCUGAUGUACCUCGACACUUAAUUGAAGACGAGAGUUCAAAUAAUAAAAUUGUAUGUCAAUCUGGUGAUGCUGGAUCAAUACCAUGCACUGGCUUUAUUCGUCUGAAAUUCGGUGUAAACGGUCCAUAA